AUGGCCCAAGAAUCCAGCAGGAACGCGGAAACAAUCAAGUAUGCUGUUGUUACUGGUUCAAACAAAGGGAUUGGAUUUGAAAUAUGCAGGCAAUUGGCUUCCAAUGGAAUUACAGUGGUAUUGACUGCCAGAGAUGAGAAGAGAGGUCUUGAAGCUGUUAAGAAACUCAAAGUGUGUGGUUUUUCAGAUAAUGUAGUUUUUCAUCAGCUUAAUAUUACAGAUCCAGCAAGUGUCAAUUCACUAGCUGAAUUCAUCAAAUCCCAGUUUGGAAGGCUCGAUAUUUUGGUGAAUAAUGCAGGGAUUUUUGGAGCCAUUAUCGAUGGUGAUGCUCUAAGAGCUUCGAAAGCCGCUGCCACUGAGGUAAGUCCUAGUGUACUGUGUGAUAAAUAA
This is a messenger RNA of Fraxinus pennsylvanica, 390 nucleotides long. The record is from the annotation of a GenBank genome assembly. Lineage: Eukaryota; Viridiplantae; Streptophyta; Magnoliopsida; Lamiales; Oleaceae.